Messenger RNA from Rhopilema esculentum, 1521 nucleotides. RefSeq lists its product as uncharacterized. NCBI's taxonomy places the organism in Eukaryota, Metazoa, Cnidaria, Scyphozoa, Rhizostomeae, Rhizostomatidae. Gene Ontology annotation, biological process: negative regulation of G2/M transition of mitotic cell cycle; negative regulation of cell migration. The record is from RefSeq and is a predicted model, not a curated record.
UUUUCGUAACUUUUUCCGUUUUAUUUUAACUCAACAAUGGCUGAAGAACUGAUUGCAAAGCUGCGAUUUGAAAAUGCUUCAUUAAUUUCUGAGCUGAAGAAGGGCGUCAGUAAGCUGCAAAUAUAUGUCGACGGAGAGAAAAAUAAAGCUUUGACAGAUUUGAAAAUACAGACAUAUAAACAGUCCGACAAGCCAACGGCACGUAGCAAACUAGAUUUUAGGCCUAGCUCAAAUAAGAAGGAAAAGAACAACCGUAUCCCAAAACCUCGGCUCAAAACGGGGAUAGAUAACCAUUAUAGCUUUUCAAGGGAUCCAGAGACUGUUGUUACAAGUACACCGAUGGCUCAAAAGACUGCCCUUGAAUCUGAGGGAAACAUACGACGCAAAAGUAACAAGGUGACAAGGACGCCAGAUCGCUGCAACUUUAGAAAUCCAGAGAACGCCCAGAGGACACAACCGAAAUCAAUUCUACGGACACCGGAUGCGCGCAAGACUCCAAAGUCUCAAAAAACCAAAGUCUAUUUUCCUUCAAAUUGCAUUGAAACAAAGAUAUAUAAGCAGGAUAAUUCAAAUACAGUGCCUGAAAAAUCAUUUUUGGGUUAUGAUUGGAUUGCUGGCCUAAUUGAUAAUGAAAAUGAAGCUUUGACAGAAAAUGAUGACUUUUUCAAUGAGAUAAAAGAAUUUAGAAGGGUGAAUAUGGAUGAAUGCAUAAGCAGUAAAGUUAUGACAAGCUCUGGCACACCACAAAAAGGAACAACCUUAAUACCUCAUGUUUUUGACAUGAAAGAAGUCACUUCCCACAAUGAAGUUACUGAUUUUUGUUCUGGAAGUACCUAUACAGUUGACAAAAGGCUACUGCCUGUACCUAUCCAUGGUCCAUAUUCACAAUGCCCUGUAUGCAAGACAAAACCAGAACCAGAAACAGAAUAUGCAGAAAGUUAUGUUAGGGUGAGUGUACCAAGGUCAUCUCUGAAGUCUCCUUAUAGAAUCAAACCUCAUCGGCGGAAAAGCUUCGAUCCUUCGGACUCAGUUGCUUUAUCGGAGCACUGCUUAGCUGGUUGGCAGUGCGCUCGGCCAUCUUAUGCACCAGGACCUGACGUAUUGGAUCUCAGAUCAAGUAGUAGACAUCCUGGCAAAGUCUUAUCAACGGCAACAGAAAAUAAAAUGACGUCAUACCACCAAACAACAGAAGAUAUUCUUAAUUCAACCGUGAGGAUGCGACAUGGGCUGCAGCUGCUAGAAGGCAAAGAAAACAGACAAAGACGGGCAAAUACGACUGCUUAUCCCGCAUUUUAAAGAGGCAUUGCAAAUAACUACAUUGCAGAGUCUAAAUGGCGCUUACCUGCUUUCCAGAUUUAUCAACAAGGACCUUGUGGCCCAAAGGCUAAGAUAGAGGUAACAAGUCUAAUAUUUGGAGCAAGAUGGAGAUUUGUUUAACUUACAACUAUUCAUAGUUGCCUACAACUAAUGAUGCUUGUAAAUAGCUUGUUUUGAUUUGAAGAGAUAAUCAAUUCAUUCGUA